This is a messenger RNA of Mus musculus (house mouse), 24123 nucleotides long. RefSeq names its product glutamate receptor, ionotropic, NMDA2B (epsilon 2) (gene Grin2b). Gene Ontology annotation, cellular component: late endosome; presynaptic membrane; postsynaptic density membrane. Gene Ontology annotation, molecular function: ligand-gated monoatomic ion channel activity; protein kinase binding; signaling receptor activity. The record is from RefSeq and is marked validated. NCBI's taxonomy places the organism in Eukaryota, Metazoa, Chordata, Mammalia, Rodentia, Muridae. The coding region runs from base 798 to 5246 and encodes 1482 amino acids. Gene Ontology annotation, biological process: startle response; positive regulation of synaptic transmission; behavioral fear response. The transcript is spliced from 15 exons.
GGAGAGCAAGAGGACGCGCGUGCACACACACCCUGCCUCUUGGGUUUCUCCUCCUGAACCUCCUGUGUGAGAGGAAAUCUCGGGGCUUGGCUCUAUGGAGAAGCGCUUCUCGGGUCAAGCUGCCUUUCUAUCCCCGGCAUCCAGCGGAGCUGGCAUCCGAAUACAUUUCCUUCUGCUCUGCAAAGAGUCGUAGUGAACUUCCCAACCCAGGAGACUGAUCCAUUUAUCCUGCUUUGCAGGAAAGAAAACGUCUCAAACCCUCGACACCCGCCACCCCUCUCCGGAGACUGCCACCUCGGAGGUGCAGAACCGGAAGGGGACGCUUUGGGAAUGACCACGCUCCACGGAGGGACAGAGCCUGCCCCCAGCUUCUCCACACAGAGACUCCUCUACUAAAGCUCCAAAAAAUUAAAAAGAAAAAGAGAAAAGAAAAAAGAAAAGAGAACCCAACCCUUAAUUGCCGGAGACUCCUUAAAUCUAUAUAUUCGGGCUACUAACCUCACAUGCACAUGGAAUAAUGGCUCUGGAUUCUGCAUUGUGAGCCGCUCUCCACACCCUGAGAUUCCCUUUCACAUUACAUUUUUUCCUUUGAAUUUACAUCUCUUCAAGACACAAGAUUAAAACCAAAUUCACACUCCACUGGAUUUUAAAUGUUCUUCUGUCCCUUUAUCCUCCGUCUUUCUUAUGUGGAUAUGCAAGCGAGAAGAGGACUCUGGAUAUUCCCAACAUGCGCUCUCCCUUAAUCUGUCCGCCUAGAGCUUUGGCUUCUACAAACCAAGAGAGUCGACGAGCUGAAGAUGAAGCCCAGCGCAGAGUGCUGUUCUCCCAAGUUCUGGUUGGUGUUGGCCGUCUUGGCCGUAUCGGGCAGCAAAGCUCGUUCCCAAAAGAGCGCCCCCAGCAUCGGCAUCGCUGUCAUCCUCGUGGGCACUUCCGACGAAGUGGCCAUAAAAGAUGCCCACGAGAAAGAUGACUUCCAUCAUCUCUCAGUAGUUCCCCGGGUGGAGCUGGUAGCCAUGAACGAGACUGACCCAAAGAGCAUAAUCACCCGCAUCUGCGAUCUUAUGUCUGACCGGAAGAUCCAGGGGGUGGUGUUCGCGGAUGACACGGACCAGGAAGCCAUCGCCCAGAUCCUCGAUUUCAUUUCUGCUCAGACUCUCACCCCCAUCCUGGGCAUCCAUGGGGGCUCAUCUAUGAUAAUGGCAGAUAAGGAUGAGUCCUCCAUGUUCUUCCAGUUUGGCCCAUCCAUUGAACAGCAAGCUUCUGUCAUGCUCAACAUCAUGGAAGAAUACGACUGGUACAUCUUCUCCAUCGUCACCACCUACUUCCCCGGCUACCAGGACUUCGUGAACAAGAUCCGCAGCACUAUUGAGAACAGCUUUGUGGGCUGGGAGCUCGAGGAAGUCCUCCUGCUAGACAUGUCUCUAGACGAUGGCGACUCUAAGAUCCAGAAUCAGCUGAAGAAGCUGCAGAGCCCCAUCAUUCUCCUCUACUGCACAAAGGAAGAAGCCACCUACAUCUUCGAAGUAGCUAACUCAGUUGGGCUGACUGGCUACGGCUACACAUGGAUCGUGCCGAGUCUGGUGGCGGGGGAUACGGACACGGUGCCUUCAGAGUUCCCCACGGGGCUCAUCUCUGUGUCAUAUGACGAAUGGGACUAUGGCCUUCCUGCCAGAGUGAGAGAUGGGAUUGCCAUCAUCACCACUGCUGCCUCGGACAUGCUGUCCGAACACAGUUUCAUCCCUGAGCCCAAGAGCAGUUGCUACAACACCCACGAGAAGAGGAUCUACCAGUCUAACAUGCUGAAUAGGUAUCUGAUCAACGUCACUUUUGAAGGGAGAAACCUGUCCUUCAGUGAAGAUGGCUACCAGAUGCAUCCGAAGCUGGUGAUAAUCCUUCUGAACAAGGAGAGGAAGUGGGAGAGGGUGGGAAAAUGGAAAGACAAGUCCCUGCAGAUGAAAUACUAUGUGUGGCCUCGAAUGUGUCCUGAGACUGAAGAACAGGAAGAUGACCAUCUGAGCAUCGUUACCUUGGAGGAGGCACCGUUUGUCAUUGUGGAAAGUGUGGACCCUCUCAGUGGGACCUGCAUGCGGAAUACAGUCCCGUGCCAGAAGCGCAUCAUCUCUGAGAAUAAAACAGAUGAGGAACCAGGCUACAUCAAAAAAUGCUGCAAGGGGUUUUGUAUUGAUAUCCUUAAGAAAAUUUCUAAGUCUGUGAAGUUCACCUAUGACCUUUACCUGGUGACCAAUGGCAAGCAUGGAAAGAAAAUCAACGGGACCUGGAACGGCAUGAUUGGUGAGGUGGUCAUGAAGAGGGCCUAUAUGGCAGUGGGAUCACUAACUAUCAAUGAAGAACGGUCAGAGGUGGUUGACUUCUCUGUGCCCUUCAUAGAGACUGGCAUCAGUGUCAUGGUAUCACGCAGCAAUGGGACUGUGUCACCUUCUGCCUUCUUAGAGCCAUUCAGUGCUGACGUGUGGGUGAUGAUGUUUGUGAUGCUGCUCAUUGUCUCUGCUGUAGCUGUCUUUGUCUUUGAAUACUUCAGCCCUGUGGGUUACAACCGGUGCCUAGCUGAUGGCAGAGAGCCAGGCGGCCCAUCUUUCACCAUCGGCAAAGCGAUUUGGUUACUCUGGGGUCUGGUGUUUAACAACUCCGUACCUGUGCAGAACCCAAAGGGGACCACCUCCAAGAUCAUGGUGUCAGUGUGGGCCUUCUUUGCUGUCAUUUUCCUGGCCAGCUACACUGCCAACUUAGCCGCCUUCAUGAUCCAAGAGGAGUAUGUGGACCAGGUUUCCGGCCUGAGUGACAAGAAGUUCCAGAGACCUAAUGACUUCUCACCCCCUUUCCGCUUUGGGACUGUGCCCAAUGGCAGCACAGAGAGGAAUAUCCGUAAUAACUAUGCAGAAAUGCAUGCCUACAUGGGAAAGUUCAACCAAAGGGGUGUAGAUGAUGCCUUGCUCUCCCUGAAAACAGGGAAACUUGAUGCAUUCAUCUACGAUGCAGCCGUGCUCAACUACAUGGCUGGAAGAGACGAAGGCUGCAAGCUGGUGACCAUUGGCAGUGGCAAGGUCUUUGCUUCUACGGGCUAUGGCAUUGCUAUCCAAAAAGACUCUGGUUGGAAACGCCAGGUGGACCUUGCUAUCCUGCAGCUGUUUGGAGAUGGGGAGAUGGAAGAACUGGAAGCUCUCUGGCUCACUGGCAUUUGCCACAAUGAGAAGAAUGAGGUUAUGAGCAGCCAGCUGGACAUUGACAACAUGGCGGGCGUCUUCUAUAUGUUGGGGGCAGCCAUGGCUCUCAGCCUCAUCACCUUCAUCUGUGAACAUCUCUUCUAUUGGCAGUUCCGACAUUGCUUCAUGGGUGUCUGUUCUGGCAAGCCUGGCAUGGUCUUCUCCAUCAGCAGAGGUAUCUACAGCUGUAUCCACGGAGUAGCUAUAGAGGAGCGCCAAUCCGUGAUGAACUCCCCCACUGCCACCAUGAACAACACACACUCCAAUAUCCUACGCUUGCUCCGAACGGCCAAAAACAUGGCCAACCUGUCUGGAGUCAACGGCUCCCCCCAGAGUGCCCUGGACUUCAUCCGCCGUGAGUCCUCUGUCUAUGACAUCUCUGAGCAUCGCCGCAGCUUCACGCAUUCAGACUGCAAGUCGUACAAUAACCCACCCUGUGAGGAAAACCUGUUCAGUGACUACAUUAGUGAGGUAGAGAGAACAUUUGGCAACCUGCAGCUGAAGGACAGCAAUGUGUACCAAGACCACUAUCACCAUCACCACCGGCCCCACAGCAUCGGCAGCACCAGCUCCAUUGAUGGGCUCUAUGACUGUGACAACCCACCCUUUACCACCCAGCCCAGGUCAAUCAGCAAGAAACCCCUGGACAUUGGCCUGCCCUCCUCCAAACACAGCCAGCUCAGCGACCUGUACGGCAAGUUCUCUUUCAAGAGUGACCGCUACAGUGGCCAUGAUGACUUGAUUCGAUCAGAUGUCUCAGACAUCUCCACGCAUACUGUCACCUAUGGCAACAUCGAGGGCAACGCAGCCAAGAGGAGGAAGCAGCAAUAUAAGGACAGUCUAAAGAAGCGGCCAGCCUCGGCCAAAUCUAGGAGGGAGUUUGAUGAAAUCGAGCUGGCCUACCGUCGCCGACCACCCCGCUCCCCAGACCACAAGCGCUACUUCAGGGACAAAGAAGGGCUCCGAGACUUCUACCUGGACCAGUUCCGAACAAAGGAGAACUCGCCUCACUGGGAGCACGUGGACUUGACUGACAUUUACAAAGAACGUAGUGAUGACUUCAAGCGAGAUUCGGUCAGUGGAGGCGGGCCCUGUACCAACAGGUCUCACCUUAAACACGGAACAGGCGAUAAGCACGGAGUGGUAGGCGGGGUGCCUGCUCCUUGGGAGAAGAACCUGACCAAUGUGGAUUGGGAGGAUAGGUCUGGGGGCAACUUCUGCCGCAGCUGUCCCUCCAAGCUGCACAAUUACUCCUCUACGGUGGCAGGGCAAAACUCGGGCCGGCAGGCCUGCAUCAGGUGUGAGGCCUGCAAGAAGGCUGGCAACCUGUAUGACAUCAGCGAGGACAACUCCCUGCAGGAACUGGACCAGCCUGCUGCCCCUGUGGCUGUGUCAUCCAACGCCUCCACCACCAAGUAUCCUCAAAGCCCGACUAAUUCCAAGGCCCAGAAGAAGAAUCGGAACAAACUGCGCCGGCAGCACUCCUACGACACCUUCGUGGACCUGCAGAAGGAGGAGGCCGCCUUGGCCCCACGCAGCGUGAGCCUGAAAGACAAGGGCCGAUUCAUGGAUGGGAGCCCCUACGCCCAUAUGUUUGAGAUGCCAGCUGGUGAGAGCUCCUUUGCCAACAAGUCCUCAGUGACCACUGCCGGACACCAUCACAACAAUCCCGGCAGCGGCUACAUGCUCAGCAAGUCGCUCUACCCUGACCGGGUCACGCAAAACCCUUUCAUCCCCACUUUUGGGGAUGAUCAGUGCUUGCUUCACGGCAGCAAAUCCUACUUCUUCAGGCAGCCCACGGUGGCAGGGGCGUCGAAAACAAGGCCGGACUUCCGGGCCCUUGUCACCAAUAAGCCAGUGGUGUCAGCCCUUCAUGGGGCUGUGCCAGGUCGUUUCCAGAAGGACAUUUGUAUAGGGAACCAGUCCAACCCCUGUGUGCCUAACAACAAAAACCCCAGGGCUUUCAAUGGCUCCAGCAAUGGACAUGUUUAUGAGAAACUUUCUAGUAUUGAGUCUGAUGUCUGAGUGAGGGAAGAGAGAGAGAGAGAGAGAUUAAGAUGGGUGCGGGAGGGAUAGGGCUGUGGGCCGCGUGGUGCGCAUGUCACGGAAAGAGUCGGGGGUGAACUUGGCUCCCAUUCGCUUUUUCUUCUUCUUUUAAUUUCUCUAUGGGAUCCUGGAGUUCUGGUUCCUUACUGAAGGCAACCCUCGUGGCCAGCACCCUUUCUCCUCCCUUGCGCAGUUCUCUUCUUCCCGCGUCUGUCCACCAUUCCUGUUCCCAUAAGAGGAUAGAACGGGCCUCAGUGUGGGAGGCUGGAGAGGAGACCAGAAGCGCUGCCUGUGUGCUUCUUCCUAGCGCAGAAGGGCUCUGAGCGAUUCACUUUGAGCGAGGCUUUCCUGAUACUGCUCUUUUUGUUCAGGCAAGGAAGCGAAGGUGUUUAUCUAAGGAAGGCCAUUGAACCUCCUGCUCCUAAGAGAGAAGAGGCUUUCUCUGAAUUCUUGCUGCAUGGUUGGCAUCUGCUGAGGGGCCAUGUGCCAAGCAGAGGGCAGGAAGUCGUUGUAUAUAUAUAAGCCAAAAAGAUAAUAAUAAUAAUAAAAACUUUCUUCAGCUUCAGAAGCCUCAGGGGUGGUGAACCAAGGGAGAAGCCAUUGGUAGAAGAGAGAUUCCUGAACGAAGUGGGUAGUUCACUGCUACAGUGUCCCAUGGUGCAUUGGAAGCAAGAGUAUGGGACUGUGUAUGCACAUAUACAUGUACACCUGCACUCACACGUAGUCAGGUGCCUCUGAAUACAGAGAACGAAACCUCGACUGGCUGCUUCCUCCCACAUACGAAAGCAAUGCGCUUUUUUUUUUUUUUUUGGCUUAUAUAUAAACUGAUGUCACCCCAAUUUGGGCUAUCUCUCCAUUUUUUCCUUCUUGAGUGAAGGUAUAGAGAUUCUUGAUGAAGACGAAUCCAUAUUGCAGAAAAGACAACAGAAGGAAAUGAAUGGAACUGAGUCAACCCUACAGAAUACUUUGUCAGUAGCUGCUAAUGCUUUCCACCAGCUUGGGCAGAGAGAGCUUUUCAGUAAGGCUGAAGGGAAAUGGAAAUAGCUGUGAGUCCUUUACUCAUACUUAGAAUCUAGGCAUUCAGCCCCUUAGCUGGAUGAGGUUUUGGGGAAAGCUCUUCGUAUAAGGCUUUGUGAAAGAGCCAUUACAGUAGGGUGAGAGAGGGGGAUGUUUUUAGUCAUUAACGGUAGGGUUAGUGAGAAAGGGGGAUGUUUUCAAUGCUUUGAUCCCUUCUUACUUAACCUAGAACUGAAAGGGCAAGCAAAUUCCCCCUGGAUUGGUGAUGUGUCAAGGGGACACGUGGGGGAGAGAAAUGAGCUCAUCGCCAAGGGUACAUCCCUGGAAAGCCAGAGAGCAUGAAGGAUUGAGAAGUGGGAGCCUGGGUCCCUAGGCAUGUGACUUGAAAUAGUGCAAGCGCUUCGACAAGCCCCAGUUCCCUCUCAGAUUGUACCACUCGACAGUGAAUGUGCUUGCGUGCCUGCGUGUGCGUGUGUGUGUGUGCGUGUGCGUGUGCGUGUGCGUGUGCUUGUGUGUGUGUGUGUGUGUGUGUGUGUGUGUGUGUGUGUGUGUAAAACUACAGGGAUGGGGGUGCUGGCAGGUGUGAUGCCCCCUCACUUAAAGUUGGAAAAUUAAGAAGGGAAAUGAAUAUUUGUCACUGCCCGACCUGAAACUUGGGGUAGGGGUGUUCCAUGGGUCAGUUCUGCUGCCCUGCCCUCCCCUCACACAGGGUGGCGUCCAAAGAGCCCUGGGUCUGUGUGGAAGCUUGACUGCAGGAUCGCCGUGUGGCACACAGGACACAUAAACCAGAAAGGUGCUUAUUCUUCUCUGGAACGAAGCUGCCAUGUCUCUUCACGUCACAUCCUCCUGGCCUGCUUCUUGCCUUCCUGGUCGCCCCGCCUCAUGGCCUCCCCUCAUCCCCAUACUCGACUGCUGUCUCCCACCUUCCUCCUUGAUUUCUUUUUAAUUUUUUUUUACCUCAGUAUCUCUCAUUUAAAUGCCAACUGAAGGCCUUGUUUUCUUUCUAAAAUGAACGUGGGGGCAAGGGGCUGAACCUCUCAACACCCUGGAGAGAGGAGCGCGGAGUGCUUUAUUUUAGGUUCCAGGAAAGACUCUGAGAGAGGACAGAGGGCGUGAGGCGUCUCCCAGAGGAAGAAGGAGAAGGGCCAUAGAAACAUUGCUUCACUCUGGCUCUGUCCAAGGGCCAGAGGCUCAUCCCCCACUCUUCCUCUUACCUCUCACCCUUUAAAAUUUUAAAAAGAAAAAAAAAAAGGAAAAAAAAAAAAGAAAAAACCAAACCAACUAACCUAGCGAACAGCAAUCUAGAAAACAGGGGGCUCUGGUGGUCUCCACAGGCCACAGAAAUCAAGAUGGUGUUUAUUUGGUAUGUAAAUAUUUUGUUUUCUAAUUAAUUUUGUAUAGAUAAAGUGUUCUCCUGUGAGUAUUCAGGGUGUUGAGCCGGAGGGAGUGGGGUGGGGAUGGGAUUGAGGGGGGAUUGUUUCGUUAUGGGUUUUCAUUUUCAGUUGGGGAAAUUGUUUGACAUGGCCUUUGUUUCAGAGUGUCUGGGAAAAAAAAAGUUAACGGGAACAGAAGCCACUAUGGUGACUAAGCCAGGGGAAAGCCAUUUAUGUCCAUGCCCCAUCUCUGAAACCUGUCUUCCUGCGGAUCUGUGAGAAGUGAGCACGCACUUUACCUGAGUUUUGCUGGGUCUCUAUCAGUAUUAAGCAAAACUUGGUCUGACUCUUGUCUUCUAGGGAGACCAUAGGAAACCAUCAAUCUGUCAAAAACAAGCUGGUGGCAUCAGAUUUUUCUCUGUCAGUACCUAGGCUUACAAAGGUUCCCCAAAAGGGCUUGAAAAAGAAUUGAGGUCCAGCGGCCUCCUUUCUUGGCAUGGCUGAGAGGUUUCAGGAAGCCAGGUUCCGAGGAAUCUCACAGCAGCCUUCUCUGAUACUCAACAAUCAUCUUACCAUUCUGAUCCUUCAUGCUCUGGUACCCGAGCUCGGAGCGCCCCAUCCGUCUACCUGUGCCUCCCUGUAGAAAUGACCUCUUCGGGCACACCCAAGAAAUCUCCACUAAUUUUACUUAAGCAUGUGGUUUCAGGCUGGUAGAGGGAUAGCAAUGGAUACAAGGGUCUUACAGACAUAUAUGCUUUUCUAGAAAAGGUCCCCAGACUCCCUCAAAACUAGCAAGAUAGCUAAAACUAGUUAUAGAGGUGGGCAAGUGGGUAUGUGAGGGACAGUAUCAAUGGUGGCUUAAGAGUUACCUUGUUCUUGUUACUGCCAUUAGGAAGGUGCUAUUUUGCUCAAAUCAGGUGUCCCAAAUCUGAUUUGGGGCUAACCAGACAAAUAGAAUCUCUUUUACUGGAUUGUUGGCUUUGUGAAAGAUAGCAGCUUCUCUCUCCCCUCCCCCAUCCUCCCCCCCCCCAUUCCUAAAUUGAUAUACCCAACAUACUGCAUUUUCUCCCCUAUUCUCUUACCAUCAGAGACUGUCAUCUGGGAAAUUUAACUAUCCUAAACCCCUUAUUUGGCCUCAAUUGAUCAUUUUUUUUCACCUGGAUACUGGAGUUGGGACCAAAGUACGGUCUUCAUGGCCUACUCUAGAAUGAAUAAGAAAAUGAAGUCUGUCAAGUUAUAGAUGUAAAAUUCCAUCAUAACAAGCCAGUAGGAUGCCUAAGAAUUCAGCAGUGGCUCCCAUCUCCAUCCCUGAUGGAUACGGACCAAGAUCCAAUCCAUCCAAAACUGUGAGGUUCUGUAGAGCCCUGAGAGCACCUUAUGUUCCACAGUGUCCUUCAGAAUCCAUGCUCUCUCUCAUGAGUGCUAGCUUCCCCUGCGGGAGUGGGUGGAUGGGUGUGGUCCUGCAUCACUCCUUUUAGUGGCAAUGCUGACCCAUUCGCAUGCCCAGUGACCUCAACAACCUGACCCUUGAAUUUGCCUGAAGUGAAGAUGUGCACACCCUCUCGGAGUGUGGCAUGUACAGUGGACCUUGUUAUUUCCAAGCUGUCACUGUGUAUCCUCAACCAGCACUUGGGAAACGUCCCUAAUGUGUGUUCCCUGGUACUGGCCACAGCCAUUUUGUGAUUGGGGCAAAACUCCCAGAUGAUCCCAUUAAAUGUUGGUGGUGUCAGUAGUGCCCAAACGCAUGUGUAAAAUAGGAGUCUUCUAUACAGUGAUGUGAGUACCACUCACCCAGUCUUCCAUGGCCAUCAGGAAUUGCCCCAGGGAGAAUUCUCUGCAGAGUGCUGGUCACCUGCACCUCUCAUUUAAGAGCUAGGGUUUCUUUUGUUUGGUUUGGUUUUUGUUUGUUUGUUUUUUUUUUCAGUAACUUGAAGAUUUAGGGAAAGAUUAACUAUAAUAUUUGGGCAAAAGCCUUUGGAAAAGCUAUUCCUGAACUCAAAUUGUCAUUAUUUUUUUUAUUUAUUUUUAUUUUUUUGAUCACCGUCUCUGAAAAGGCCCUGUCCUUACUUGGCACCCUGUGAGUGUCUGUUUUGGUGUGCUAGGAAUGAUUCAUGUGUGCGCAUACAUGAUGUAAUGGCAGUUUAUUGGUGAAUGUGUUUGGUGUUUCUGGGCAUUGUGGCCAUAUGGUAUGUUCCCAAAGCCAUAUAGAAAUUGUGGGAUCUAGGGGCCGCGAAAACACAUGGCGUCACCUUUGCUUUCUUCACCUUGGUGUCAGAGAAUGUUCUUGCUGUCUAAGGGAUUCUUUAGGGCAAGAGGCACCCCAAGGAGGUCAGUCAUACCAGAGUGGCUCUAGCCUUACCAAAGGCAAAUGACCCAUGGCUCGCUUUCAAGAUCCCAGAAGAGCCUGCCAACUGCUGGCUUCCCAGACAGAUUUACUACACUAGGGCCGAGCUGUCCAUCUGCUGUUGAAAUGAAAGUGUUCCCAGGAAGAGUGACAUACUAAGCCAUAUUAGGGAUUUGUACAUUUAAACACCUAAUCUACAUUAGGAUUUUCAUUCCUUUUCCUGGGGAUAAACUCUAAUAAGCCAGCAGGAGAAGGCAAGUAGAGCAUCAUGAACCUCAGAGCAGGGAGAAAGAAUAAAGGGUCCCGAAAACUAGUCAGUGAAGCCAUGCCUCAUCUCUACCUGUUUAGUUAAGGCCCAUGGGAACCUGGCUUAGGAGUUCUACAUGGGCGUUGAUUCUUCAACACACACUCAUGUACAUAGUUUAUAAACAGCAGAAUUUAACACCAUGUAGAGCAGGUAAGAACUGUGACUUGGGAAGCAAAAGACAGACACCUCUCCUCAAAUACAAGAUAGUGAAGAGAAAGCCGUAAAGAAAAACGGUCAUUCACAUUUAGUACAUAACCCAUUAGUAUACUGUAGGAAUCACUGAAGAAUCUGUUCUCUGUUCCUGAUCAAAUGAUCGGCCACUCAAUUGUCUUGCCUGCAUUCUAAACUUUUCUAGUCUCCUUCCCCAUAUUCCCUGUGAAGGAGCCAAUUGACCCUCGGGUGCUAUUUAACCUGUGGGCCUAUGAUAUGGUUGAGUCCAUGCUACAGUGUACAUUUGUCAUUCUGAAGGCUUCUAGUAUUGAUCUGGGUCUAGGAUUCCAUCUGACUUGAGGAGGCAGCCAUCUAUAAGGUCACAGGCAGAAUGGUACAUCCUGCUGCCAUCCCGUUCUAACCACAUUUUCUCAGUCAUAUCCCGUCUCUGUGAGUUCUGUGGCUUGGAAUAUUACCUCUCUACUCCAACAACAAAGCCCCAGCCAAAGCCUUAAGUGAAAGUCUGUGCUUUUAUAAUGCCUUGGAGAGAGCUCUAGGUAGUAGUACAGAAGCAAAGGGAAGUAACUUUGCUUUGAGAGUAUUGGGUUACCAUAGUGAUGCCUGGGAUACAGAACAUUAGGAAUCUGUGCAUCACUCUGCCACUGUGUCCUUGGGCAUUGAUAUCAGAGUUAAUAAUUGUGAGCUGCUGGUGAUGGCCCACAUUUUGCAUUUGCUGGUGUGACUGGGGGGGGGCUGUUAAUGGGAACUGAGAGUGGAAAGUAGAGUGAACGGUAGAGUUCCUCACAGCCUUGGGAUGCUGCCGUAGAGCAUAUGGAUUUUGGCAAAAGUGAAAGUGGUAUUUAGUGCAAGGGUCAGAGUUACAAUCUAAGUCCAUUACAAAACUGUUAUUUUAAAGAUAUGGCUUCUAACCUGAGCUCUAUUUGUCAGUUAAUAAUCAUCUUACAGUUGUGAUUUAAAGGGUAGUAAAGAAAAAAAUCAAUUAAAAAGUCCUACAUAAAUAUGUAACUUAAAAUAAGCCAAUGUUUGUUGAGCAUUUAUUAUGACCCUGAGCUGGUGCUGAGAAGCAUAUAAAAGUUUUUAAAAUGGAGUAUGUUAUGUUCAUGCAGGCUGUGCAAAUGCACAAAUGUUAGCUAUUUACAUGUAUGUAUUGUGUCUAUAUAAAUAGGUGUGCAUAAAGUCCUCUCAUUAUACAUGAAGGUUUAAUAUUUUCUGGUGUCAGGGUUUGUGUCAAAGAUAUCCAUCAUGUUAUUUAAGAAUACCACAAAGAUUCAACAUUUCUACAUCAAGGCCAAGCCCUCGUCACUUCUUCUGGGAUUACAACCCAUUCUAGAGCUAAAUUCUCAGAGAUUCCCUUAGAUCACAGCCUUGAAAUUCCUCACUCAUCUCUGCCAGUUUCUCAGCUGAACACUCUUCAUCCCUGUGCACCAACCCCUGCCCUUGAGACCUUCUUGAGGUACACUUCAGGCUUCUCCAUGUUGCAUUUUUACUCCCUUCCACCCAGCUGACUAUAUUCAUCUCAAAACAAAACUUGGAAACCAACUGUAGGAUCAAAUCUUCUCUCCGUUUGAUUAGAUUCUUGAAUGCCCAUUUUUAAUCUCUGUUUGUUCUUGCUCUCCCGGCCUUCUCAAUUGGAUAGUCUUUCUUUACAUCCACACCCAAUGUGGACAUUGGUGUCCACAUAGACACGGCUUUGCAAUGAGUCUAUAAUCUGCUACUCACCUACAAACACCGAACAGCAAUAUUUCAAUGAGCAUCUUGCUACAAAACCCACCGGUCUUUCUUUUGCUCUGCUGCUCAUGUGUAGACAUUAACCUGAGCUAAGCAUCAAGAGGUGGUCCAUUCUGAUGUGCAUCUUAGCUCUCAGGUCCUCGGUGAGCUUGCUGCUUCCUGAUUCUGCUCAACCUUGACUUGGCGUGUAUUCUAAGGUUGACUCUCUCUAUCUUAACUCCUCAAAAUCUUUCUGACUCCUAUAACGUUCAUGGUUCUGAGUGAAUUCAAGUCUUCACUCCUAGACCCUAAUUUUCUCUUCAGCUCAGUACUGAAUCUCACCUUACAUUGACUCAAAUACCCAGAUUGGCCCCUUCAAACCAACAUAAUUAGAAAGUCUCCUUCUGGCUGAUGGUACCACUGGUCUCUCACCACACUAAGGUUUUGCCAAGAAUUUUUGCCUCUCUCAUGUCCCCAGUUUUGCACAUGUAAUCAUUUGGAAAGCCUGUUGGUUCUCACUCUAGAGUUGGUUUGGCCUCUGUUGCUCCUCCUAACUCUUCCCUUCAUUGAUGGUUUCAGUGUUGUACAUCAUUGUUUGAAGAGUUUAUAUUUCAGUCUACUCUCAUCAGCUUGCCUGUCCUAACGACAGCUAGUACACAUCCUCCCUAGUCCCAGAAACAAGUUUAAUGAGCCACCCUGGCCAUGGUUUUCCAACAAGCAGGACUGAUGGCCAUGUUCCCUUGUGUUGUCCUUGUGGCAGGACAGUUAAAUUACAAACUUGUCCCUUACUCUUUAGCCAGCUAGAUUGGCUUGUAUCUUAAACUACUCUUUUCCCCAAAUUCCCUACUUCCAACUCUCCUCACCCUCCUCUCUUACAGAAUCCACUUCUUCUGUUUAAAUCUUCAAAAACAACGACAAACAACUAUAGCAUAUAUUCCCCUUCACAAGCUCUGCACAAAAAAUCUAGGCAAUUUAUGAAUGUCCAUGACAUGCAAUUAUAUCUCCUGGAUGGCACCCAACAGAGACCACCCUCAUAAUGAUUUGGUUGUGUGUGCUAUCUUCCCCACACCAGAUUCUGAACAAGCCAUACAUUUAGUAGUCUAUUGUUUCCUAUAUUACCUAAUUGGGUGUCUUGUAUAUGAAGAACACUAGUGAAUAUUUGAUAUUAUAAAUAACAAUGGAAAAUGAGUUCACUUAUUUUACCCACAGAAUAUUUGAAUCUACAGGAAUAUGUAAGGAUGAGUUCUUGCCCCACAAACUCCACGUUUCUCUUUUUCUCCACACAGAGCCUCAGUAGUACACUCACAGCAUGUGUGUGCAUUUCCACAGGCUUAUUUCCAGUGGAAAUGUGUAUUUCUCCAAGUCAUGCUUCAUUCUCUGAAGUCCUUCUUCUUUGGCUACUUCAUGGUUAUUAAUGUGUCUCUGCAGUGAUGGUUGUGCACAAAAUAAAUGUCAGAAGAUUAGACUUCGAAGAAUGUUGAUCAAAUGGGAGGUGAGUAGAGCUGAUGUCGGGACAUGUCACUGUCCUGAGUGAGCACAGUAUGAUCUAUGCUGGGAUUGACAGGUCUUUGUUUCAAGAGUUAGACAGUUUGAGUUAUUUGGACCCUUGUUACAAGAUAAGCUCACUAACCACUCAGCUUUGUGAGUCUCAAUAGGAUUUGUGAUCCAAUAGGAUUGCACUGAGUGCUGGAAGUUGCCACCUUUGUAACCAGGUGGCCCAGACCCGGGGUCAGGGGCUAUUUGUUCUGCUUCUCCCCUUGGCUUGAUGACUUUCUUUUCUUGCCCUUUCUGAGGCUUUAUGGCACUGAGGUUAUUAAACACAUUACCUCUGACAUGCACAUCUCAAGUGAGAACACGUCAGAAUUUUAAUGACUUGAUCCAGAAGAAUUCUAGUGUCUCAAUUCCUCUUUUCUUUAGAUGUGAUUAGAUUCGUUGCCCUAGAGGAGAGUGUAGCACCACUGGCCUGAUGAUCCUCUUGUUGCUCUGUCUUCCUGCAGCCUUUGCUGUUGGUCCCUCAGUUUUACUGAACAAUUCCACCUAUUCAUUCUAGUUACUGUCCAUUUCUGUCUCUGAAAGAACUCUUGGGGCUAGUCCUAUACUUUUACUUAAUCUUCUCUGGUACCAGGUAAUAUUCUCUUUCUUUCUCCUGCCCAGCUUCCCCUAUAAAUCUCAUGAUGUCAUUGGUCAUGAAUUAUUCUCCUUUGGGAGGCAUCUUCUGCCACUGAGUGCUAAUUUAAAGCAUACUGGAGUGAACCUAACUCAAAUAAGUUACAGGCAAUGACAAGUCUGUUUUUCAAAAAACCUAGCAGGGUUCAUUCUUCAUCAAGACAGGAAGGGGUCGAGAGAUUAUUAUUGGCAAGCUGGAGUGAAACUUGUGACACCUUAGGAGGAAUCUAGUAAAAGUUAAAAUGUUAAGUCUAAAGGGGUAGGGUUUAUUUUUGUCAGUUCUAAUAGAUGUAGAUAAUAUUAAUCCUAGCAAUGGGGAUAAUUAACAUUUUAAAGUAGAGUCCAUCUUAUGAUAUUAUGAGACUGGUUUUAAGCAGAGGAACAGUCUGGUACUAACUAGUGGCUGUGGGGACAGACAGCUGUUCUCUCAAAGACGGGCAUUUCUGCUGGACCAGUGGAUGUGUCAACAAACUGCAUGAAGUUUUCCAUGAUUAUUUUCUAUUGUCUUAUUCUACUCUUUGUAAGAAAUUAUUUACCAGUACCUGUAAAGGGUAAAUAAUAAGAGGCCCAUAAUAGUUCUAACCUUCACAUCACAAGUAGAACUGAGAGCCUGAUGGUCCCUGAUUUGAGGUUCCCUUCAGGAAGUAAGGAACCCCCAAAGGACCAGACUUGCCCAUAGCCCAUUCCUUUGGCCACAGCUAAUUUUCGAAACCUCACGUUAACAGGAGAGCAUGAUUCCAGGAGUCUCCCAAAGGAGGGAAGAAUUCUCCUUUCUGUUUACCUCUUUUGGUUGUAACCUGAGAGGCAAAAGGGAGACAGAUUCGAUCUAGGGUAUAUUACAAAGCAUUUUCUAAUGGCCCAUUUCAAAGUACUUGGGGACUUUAGGCUGUGUGAGCCAUUGUUGAAAUGCCAGGGGAGGUAUCCAGAGAGAACUCUGUACCUGAGGUAAGGGAGCUGGACUCAGCCUUAUCCUUGAGGUUCUAGAUGCUUACAGGAAGUCUGGUCACUUGUCAUCCCUGAGUCAUUGCCCUAGUCCUUUGGAUGACACCCAGAGAGUUGUUGCUCACCACCCUGGGCACAGAGAGCACAGCUUGUCCUACCAUCCUUGCUGUAGAAUGCUAACCUUUGCAAAUCUGUCUACCUUGGCAGGAGCAGGUUCACAGUAUUGGCUCUGACAGGGGAGGAGCUGCAGGGGCUGUGAUCACAGUGAUGUGAAAGCGCACAGGGGCCUGCUUCCUUAAGAUGAUGGUACUGCUUAGCUCCAAAGGGAUUCGUUUCUCCUUUUAAAACAAAACGAAACAACAAAACAAAGUACUAUGCCUUUCUGAUACCUCAGCCCUAGUCAGACUAGUUUGUGUAGCAGUCAUUGCCGCAUUUUAAUUCUAAUUAGUUAAUUGUAGUCAAUUAUUAUCAAUAAUCAUUUUCUUUUGCAAUUAGAGCUAUUUUAAUGUUUCGACGUGGUAUAAGAAACAUUAGCAAGCCACAGCUGAUGCCACCUUGUUGUCUCUGUCUGAAUUGUACUUUCAGUCUUACAAAUAGGUUCCAUGUCCUUCUCAUAGUUGCAUGUAAUUAGAUGAUCACUUUGCUAUGAGUACUUUCAUGUUUGUGUAUUUUACCACUGCCCCUCAAACACACACACACACACACACACACACACACAAACACAAUUAGGAUAAAAAGCUAAGAACAUUAAUGUGUACAUGAUAUUUAAUGCUCCUAAACAAGAGCCUGACCAGUAUAGUUCUGUUAACCCCCCCACUUUGUCCUUUGAUGCCCAAGACGUAAAUAACAAGGCAUCUUGAACCAGAGGAAAUAAUCAUUUUAUCACAGUCCUCGAGACUCUUGGGCAUUUUAAAUGACUAGGGCAAUGAGUUCAGCUAUUGAGUUAUUUGAGUUCAGUCUUGAUAAACGGCAAAAGAAAUCACUAAGACAUGGGAUAGUUUACCAUCACCAUUUCUCCAGACAACCUCCUUGGACAUGGAAACGUAAUGGAGUUUAGUUAUACAGAUGAACACGCUGAAGUACAAAUGCAUUGGUAAGUCAAAGCUUGCAUAGUGCAUUGUCUGGAUUUUGUACCACAGUCUGUCUCAGAAAAUCAUGCGGCAUGUAUAACUCUCCUACUCCAAGUUUCUAAUACCAAACAACAGAGGGAAGCCAUGAAAUCCAGGCAGUUGUUUUAACCAAACCUUUCACACAAAAUUCAUCUUCCCAGAUUUCCACCCUGCCCACUUCCCAUAAUCCAUUAGUCUAUAGAAGCCAGUCAAUGAGUGGAGCAAAGCGGGCAUCUGAAAAACAGAGACAGAAAAUUUUCUGUAAUGAAGGAAAUUUGAAGAGCAAAUCAAGAUGUAUGGAUCUUGUGAGGUUAGACAUGGAGAAUAACUUUCAUUAUUCAAAAUUUUCUUAUGGAAUGUGAUCAGACCAAACCUCCCAGAUUAGUAGCCUAGGAAGGGAACUAUUAAGAAUAUGUGUGAGGUGGUAAUGAAAUGCUGAAGGUGUCAGUAGUUUGGGCUAGCCCACAGGGAUAGCUACUUCAAAGGAGAAUCAUUUACAUUAUUCCCUGGGUCAUUGUAUCUAAUGUAGCCACAUUUAAGCAUAUUCGACUACUAAUAUUAAGGCACAAGUUGGUUUUGGAAACAUUAUGUACAUGAAGUAUAGUGCAACUAGCAUGUGCAAGGAACUCCUGACAAAAGACCUGCUGUCCCCCGGAGCCAGAAUAAAUGAUUGACUUCCUAAAUCCUAAAGGAAGGGGAGUAGUAAUGUCUGCAGCAAGUCGUCAUGAGACUUUUUUUUCACCCCAAGAUUAUAAUGGUAAAUUGUUUAAUAAUCAUAACUGAAGGUCUCCCCCCAUAGCUACCUUCUCUGGUUCCUCAUUCCCAUGCAUGGGAAGAGGAAGUGAGGCCAGCAUAGGAAUGCUCCUCACACUGAAAGUUUAGAAUUAAGUUGGUGACAAAUAGCACUUCUCUUCCCCCUUGUUUGCCUCCUGCUUCCUGGCAUAAGAACAUGUUGGUAUGCAUAGCAAACUAAGAAAAGGGGCAGCCCAUUUAUUUUACCUUGAUGCCACAGUGGCUUUGUCAUUCUUAUGAGUUGCAUUACCUAUGUCAUGAUGCUCCCUACUAGCAGAUAUCAAGGCCAAGAUCUGACGGGUGUUGGAGCAUUUGAGUCCCCUGAGAUGGCCAUUUUCUCUUUGGUGCUAUUCUCAUAUUCAUUGUCGGUUAGAAUGGAAAGAGGAUUCGUAGGACCCUAAGGGCAUGGCUGGAGAAUUACUUAAUUGAAACCACAAAGCCCCUGUGCUUAAUAUUAAAUAUUAAAGUGGAAAUGAAAAAGGCAACCCUCGAGCCCAGCUGCCCACAGUACAGAUCAGAGAAGCAUUAUGGGAAAAGUCUUAGAAAGAAAGUCCCUAUCUAACCAAGGCCAAAGCAGCCAAACUGAAAAUAUAAAAGAAUCACAGUAGCUUCCUAUUGUGAGGGUGUUAUGGCUGGCACAGAUUGUUCCUGUGCUAAGAUAGAAACAGGUAAAAGUCCAUCUCAGAGCCUAGGGCUCUCUCCUCAGCAGCAGUGUGUGCAUGAACCUAAACUCCUUGCCGCUGACCUUGGGGACAGAACGGAAUUCCUCUCAUAUUGCAGAUUGAUUUUUUUCCUAAGCCCAGCUUACCCACUGGUCAUUGAGCCCUGGGGUAAGUUAUAACCUUCCCUUAGCCUCCUGUCAUCUACCACUUCUAUUGAAGAGCAAUCCUGAAAACCUGUUUGGUUUUAAGGCCUGCUGGAUGAAGCUAGAUAUCUGGGUGGAGGUUGGAAAUGGGCAACGUGUUUCAACACCAAGAAGAGAGGCCCCCUGUGCAAAUGUGCAUGCCCAGUAACUUGUAAUCUAAUCAGAAAGUCCGAAAGGCUUUUGUAGGUUCGAGGCAUCUUUAUUUCAAUGGAACAAGAUGGCAUAUUCCUAUUCUCUUCGUCUUCAGCUCACUGCCUGGGAUACCAAAUGUGCUUCUUCCCAGAGAGAUAGACCAGACCAAGACCAAAAGCCAAACAUCCCCAGGCAGCUGUGACUGCCCUCUGCCUAUCUUUGUUUCUUUCCCCAUAUUACCUGCCACAUGAUAAAAACAAAAAAUCUGCACAGUCAUCACCAAUCAAACACCAUACUAGCAAAAUACAAUACAGAAAUUUAGUAAGAAAUAGUGAAACCAGGGGCCGGAGAGAGAGCUCAGUGGUUAAGAUCACUGGCUCCUGAGUUCAAUUCCCAGCAACCACAUGGUGGCCCAUGACCAUCUAUGAUAGGGAUUUGAUGCCCUCAUCUGGCAUGCAGGCACAUAUGCAGAUACAAAUAGACAUAAAAUAAAUAAUUAAACAACAACAACAACAAACGAGUAAAAUCAGUGUGUUUCACUAAAUCCCAGUCAUCUUUGGGGAAUAUAAUUCUGUCUGUCUAUAAUCCAUCCCUCCUCUGAAGACCUUCCCCUUAAAAGCCAUUAUUACAACAUGAAUGGUAGCUAUGCUAGGAAAUUGGCCCCCAUAAUACUUAUUUUAUAGCCACUGAAAAGUGGGUUUUAUAGUUGACAAUAGCUUUUCCAGUUCUUCCCACAGGGAAAUCUGUCUUUCCCUCCCUGCCUCUUGCCAUAGCUCCUGAUACCACUUCUUGAUGCGGCUCUCCCUCUCUACCUUGUUCUCCUGUUAGCAAAGAAUGCCCUCCUUUAACUGAGUUCUUAUUUAGACAGUCUGCUUGGAAAAUGAUCUGAGAGUAAUUUCUCAUUGGCUUUCUCGUUACUCUUUAAUUUGAAAAGGAGUUGAAAGGAAAUAGUAAGAAAGCAGGCAAACCAGGCCUCGUCCUCAAACGCUUCAACUCAAGGUCGAGUGCCCAGAAAGUGAGUGUCCUCAAGUGGGAGCCUGAGGACGUGUAAAGGAGAGAGCUGUGCUCCCGAAUAUUAAGCAGCCACUGAGCAGGUGCACAUGGGCUUUGGUCAAGAUGAUUUCUGUGCGCAUGGACACAUUAAUCUCUUGCCCCAGCUCUGGUUUCCUGCAACGCUGGCUCCUUUUCUCUGUCAUUUCAAGGCCCCGGAUCUGUGCAUGGAGAGUGUUUGUUUUCAUUUGAGCACACUGAUGAUGGUACGCUCGCUCCAGCUCUGCCCUGAGUAUAGAGGAAGCCAAUGCUUUUUAAAUCCUUCUACCAAUGAGCUGUUGCAUGUCAGGUACGAGCUGUUUAGAAUAUAUUAAAAUGAGAGGGAAAAAAAGAUAGAUGAGAAAUAAAUUCAGCGACAAGUAGAACAGAGCGUGGUUUUGAAAUAAUGUUCUUCACCAAGCUGAGAAAAAAGUCCAGAAGCAAAAGAAAGGGGGUUGAAUAGUUUGGAAGACAAAAGAGGGUAAUAUUCACACCAAGACACUCUGGUUAUCCCCACUAAAAAAUAGUCUUUCACCCCCAAGCCCUCAUGAGCUCUAUCGGAAGGAGAAGCCUGCUACUGCUGGCUGCUGGUGAUUGCUCAGACAUGGAGGUGGACUGACUUUAGAAACAGUCUCAGACUUUUUUACAGAAAGGUACCGAUAAACAAUACACCCUGAGUCUUCAAGACUCAUCUACAGACCUCAGGACCACUCCCCACUAGCCGUCUCCAUUCUCCAGUCUAGAAUAUUCUGAGGAGAAAAGCCACAUGAUCAUUGUAGCUGCAAUUACUCAUUUUGAGAAGCCAAAGGGCACAGAGGAGAGGUGAAUAUAUCAAGAGUACAGAGCUAGUUCACCCUUUUUAAUUUCUUCAUCUUCUUCAAGUUCAGCGUGGCUUGCCAUCACAAACUUAGGUCAAUCACAUCUUCCCACCCCAGUGAAAACACCAAGUUUUAUAAUCUGAUUACUGUUUACUCCAGAAAGGAAAUUGGUGGAUUCAAUUACAAACAGGCAUUUUACAGAUUGCCUUAAUCCUGAUUCUUACACAUAGUAACAUGGAAUGCAUUGACUCAGACCUGAUCUCCUAAGCUGUAAAACCUCACUGAAGGGAAAUAGAUCAUGUGUUUCUGAACCAACUUUGUUAAAAGUAUGAAGUAAUGCUCGAGAAUGUUCUAUCUGCUAAUUCUACAAUUAGCAGAAGGCGUUUGGAAAGUAGGCAACACGGGACAAGCAGAGAAAAGGAUGGAGACAGAGUCCAACCAACUAAUGAGAAAUUAAGGUUAUUUUUAAUUAUUAAAAAUAAUAAUAAACCCAGCAUCAAUUCUUAGAUUCCAAAUGAGCUCUGUGUUUGUCACGCCAAUGUUUGCAUAAGUAACAGAGAUCCAGGGUUUCAUUUUAUUUAUUUUCUUGGAAGAGGCGCUUUAGUGGUCGUUUGUUUUACUUUACUUUUCUAUGAAACUGGACUUGGAAAGCAUUUGUUUGCAGCUUGAGGACAUGUUUAUCCUUGUAAGGUUGCUUAUGCAAUUGAAACCCUAUUCCAGGACAGUCUAGGUGCUGGGAAUGAGCACACCAGUGUUUCUGUCUCUUGAGCCUCGUGUGUCACUGAAAGGAAAUCUUUCAUAUGUUGUAGUAACCUUAAGAUGCUUAGCAGACAUUCAGGUGGAAAGCAGAUUAGGCCAAGCUUGACGUUGAGGUCCCCAGGGAAGUUUUUGUUUUGUUUGGUUUGUUUGUUUGUUUGUUUGUUUGUUUGUUUUUUGAAAUGGCCCAUUUUGUGAUGGCCAGAAUGAUCCAGUAGAGAGAAGAAAUUGAUAGUUCCUAGAAAGAGAAGAUGCUGAUGGGUAAUAUCUAUGAUGAGCUUAAGGGAAUGGAAUCCAAUGCACAAACAGAAGGCUGGAUGUAGGUGCCUGCAGGCCAUUUAUAAUGGAAAGACUAUGGUAUUGGUCACAGAUGCAAGUAGGUAGAUAGAUUGGGGGUUCUGUCUGUUUUGAUUGAUGAUUCUUCAGUGACAUGCAAAAGGAGCUCAUAAGUUAAGGGGCUACCCAGGAUGGUUUCAAGGACCAAACCAGGCAGAGGAGAACAGCGAGGAUUGCCUGAUGCACUUGACUCUAGAUUUGGUCACUGUGUUGUUUUAAGGGAGAGAGGUGGAAUGGUCUGAGAAUGGCAGUGAGGAGCAAGCGAGCCACCUCUAGACUGGUGCCAGGACAGAUGUGUGUCAGGAGAGCACACUACUCAGUGAGACUGCCGGAGCCUCAAGGAUGAGCCAGGAAGGUGGCAGCAAUCGUCAGGGAAUGUAUGGCAGUGGAGGACCCCAAUUAACAGGAAGGAAUGGGAGUUAGGAGGGAUGGAAGAUGGGCCCACCUAGGAGAUGAACACGCUCACCCAUGGAUGAAGGUCAGAGCGGGUUCCUCACAGUGACUCUCCUGAGCCAAGCUAUGGGCAGCUAAAGUUGGUACUGGUCGUCUUUAUCAGACUGAAGUGGCAGGGCUGCCCGGGCUAGACUAGGCCUCACCAGCAACGUGUGGCACCUGUAAUGGUCCAUCACCACCCCCACACCCCACACCUGCUUUUUAAUUGCUCCUAAAAUGUCUACCCCCACAUUCUACUUUUGCUUAUUUACUUGAUUGGAGACAAAGUCCAAUCCUCCUGCCUCAGCCUCCAGAGAGCUGGAAUUACAUGCAUCAAUGUCCACUCCUGGUUUGGCUGUGCCUCUUGUCACAGAUGUCUUUAGAUAUGAGCCUGAAUGCAAACUGCACAGUGACUCUUCACUUCCAGAAAGAUCAUACCCAACUGUCAACCUUACCCUUUCUCCUUUAAAAUCUUCCAACUAAAGUUGCUCUCCUUGGGGGGGGGGGGGGAAUCAGAAUUCUUUGUUCUUACUUAUCUUAGUCUUUGUUCAUCUUUUAAAAGAAAUCUCAGAGAAUAGCGAACAGCUUUGCUUCUGCCCAACCCUGGCAAGUGAAGGUUUCCUCUGACUGGUCAUUUUUAUCCGGUGUUUCCUUUUGUGGCAGAGAACAAUAGGCCAGGAGCAUUAGGAAGUGAUUGGACAUCUCUAAAAGCUCUGCAGGGAGGGCAUUUCGGAUGAUUAGGAUGACUGGUUAGGGAGGACGGGUUUUGAGUGAGGCUGAAUGAGGGGGAGGGGGAGGGGGAGGGGGAGGGGAGGGGGAGAAGUAUUUUGAAGAUAAUACUGGAAAAAAUAAGUUUGACCAAAGGAGAUGGCAGAGGGUAGGGUUGGGGGACCCACUUUGUAGCACCUGGAGAUUUAGCAAGCAUAAACUCGAUCCUGCCUUCCCCACACACUCAUGUCUGGCUCCAAUGACCAACUGGUCUUAUUUCAUUUAAUGGGCCUUUAGGAAAUCAUAAUUUGAAGAGACAGUAGGCAUUUCUAGUUCUCCUGACCCAACAGAAUCUCGAACAGGGGACCGGGGAUAUCAUAAGGGCAGUGGCUGGUUCAGCAUCACUGUUCACCAGGGAACAUGUACCCUUCACCUCUGUCUUAUCCUUCCUGAUGGUCCUCUCAAAGAUUAGCUGGUGUUCACCCAGGCUCAUCUAAUGCCUGUCUUCAGUUCUGCGUUGGAAUAGUAUUACAGCCAACUCAAGGGCUUAUUCCAUGCUUUGUGCACCAAUGCUGGCUAGAGCUCCUUUAGCAAAGAAUAGGAAAGCCAGAGCUACUGGGGUAUGUGUUGACUGCUUUACUUCCUGCCCAGCAGGAAUCCAGCCUUUCAAAGGUAAACUGAGCACAGCCUAGUUUCCAUCUACUGAGACUUCCCUUGCUUUAGGAGGUCACACCAACAUAAUUGGGCAAGAAGAAGUAUGGAAUCUGUGUCAAGUGGGGGAGAGGUUGACAAAGGAGAAGAAAUUUUAAGUGGGAGUUUUGUGACCCAUUGACCACCCCCGCACUCAUACCUUAGAGUUAGCCCUUGCAUUUGUGGAAACACAUCCUGGGAGCUAGCUGGCAUGAUAGCAUGGGACCAGAGACGACACGGGAUAGGACAAUGAACUCUUACCUGUAGGAAAUAUCUCUUUUCUUCCAGUGCUCCAACGAUGUGUCAUAAGUACACUGAGCCACAAUGGCCGAAGCAUGUGCGUGUGUGCCUGUGGGUGUGUGUGUGUGAGUUUGAGCAGGAGUGUGAAGGGCUGAUGGUGGAAACACAGAACACACCCACGGUGGCUUGGGCUGCAGUCUCAGAACCACAGCCCUGCAGGAGUCAUUCCUGGGGAGGGGUAAUGGUCAUAGCUUCCCGGGUGUGGUGUUCCCCGGCACCGGAAGCACUCAGGCUUGCCUGGACUCUGUGAGGCCAGAUACCACAUUCCUCCCCUGGGCCAGCCUUCCUUCCUCUUGACUCUCAGAUCCCCCCAGGCCAUUCACUUCCAAGUUCUUUUAGGUUUGUUUGUUUCGGUUUUUUGUUUUGGUUUUCUGUAAAUAUCGAUUUCUUAUUUUGGACAUGCAGGGAUCAAUUGAGAUUCUGGAGUGGGGGGAGGGGCGGAUGACUGGGUCUUUUAUUUUUUUUCUUUCUCUCUUGGAUUUUGGUGUUUGAACUUGAAAAAAAAAUACAAGUAUAUAUAUAAGCAAAUGACUUACCUUUAACAAUCGAAAUAAGUUGAUUUCAUUCUUUUGUUUUAUCUUGUUUCUCAUUGGGGUAGGGUGGGGGUGGGGGGGUCUCUCGGGUGGAGGGCUUUUUUGUGAGCUGUAUAGAUUUCCAGUUUGGACUUGUUCAAAUGAUGCAGGAACAAAAAUUAAAAUGAGUUAAAAAAAAAGACAACAUAAAAACAAGAAAAACCUUUGUGAUGUAUAAAAGCUGUACAUAGUCAAAGAUCCUUUCUCUUUUCUAAUGGCAAAUUAUUUCUGUCACUUUAUAUUCAAAAAAUAAAGAAACCUACCACAAAUUAUCAGGGUAAAAAAAAAUC